UCAUGAGUGAAUUUCUUCUCUCAUGUAUAGAGACUGUUAUAGUGUUAUAGUGAUAUGUUAUAGAAGUCUCCUUACAGUUAUAAUUUAAUAUUAAUUUGGCUAGACCAAACAGGAUAUAGCCUAUGACGUAUCUGUGAGGCGGAAUUAACAGUACUUCUCACACUUCCUCCAUUCCCCACAAACGAGCAUUUUUGUCUGCUACGAUGGCUUUUAGGCUGCUGCUGUUCAUUUCUCUUCUUACAGAGAACACAGGGUUCAGUGCUAACAUCUCUGUGUUUGUGCAGACGGGAGAUUCUGUUCAACUGGAUAUACAGACUCAGAAACUACCAGAGUUUGAUCAGUUAUCCUGGAUAAAUGAUAAAUCACAGAAUAUAGUUAAAUAUAUAAGAGGAACUAAAGAAGUUAAACCCCACUCUUCCUACAAGGACAGAGUGCAUUUCAAUGAUGAAACGUUCUCUCUCACACUGAAGAACACACAGAAGACAGACAGUGGACUCUAUACAGCCAGAACAAGUGGAGAAUCAGAUGAAACUAUUGUUACAUACAGAGUAUCUGUUAUAGGAGCUGUGGAGGAUCCUGUCCUGACUGUAAACUCAAACUGGUUCAGUGGUAACUCCUGUACUGUGAACUUCACAUGCAGAGCUCAUGACCUCAUGACAAACUCUAGCUAUCAGAACAACAGAUGCUCUACAGAGGAAGUGACAUCACAAAUCAACACUCUAAUCCUGCACUGCAGUGAGGAAUCAAUCAUCUGUAACCAUAGCAACCCAGUUAGCUGGAAAAAAGACAGAAUAAACAUUACCCAGCUCUGUGUCAAAGACGACAACCCAUAUGUUCACCAGAUAUCGCCCCAGGUUCCGAUAGGUCUGGGGGCAGGGUGUCUAUUGGUGGGAAUAUGUCUCUAUUGCAAGUGUAAAAAGGGUGUCCCAGAGGCUGAUAGUACAGUCUAUGCUCAAGUUGAGGGUCAAGAAAUGCAGAUAACCAACAGUGACGGUCAUACAUAUGAUGUUCCAGAGCGGGUUCAAUAUCAGACAGAGAAGGAAACGGGAGAUAAUCGACCCGAGACAACGUACUGCACAGUAGGACAACACCAAAACCCUGUGGUCCCAGUCGAAACAACCAGUACAAUUUAUUUAGUGGUGUGCAAACAGUCAACCAAGAAACCACCCACCAUUUCAUCUGAUGACGCAUAACAUGAAACUGUGUUUGUCACAUGGAGAAGUUUCACAAGGGAUGAUCUCAAAAUGGCUUCCUACUCUUAUAUCUCUGGCAUAUCGGCAUAGGGUAGAAAUAAUAAGAAAUUUAUAUAGACAUAGACAUUGGAUUUGCAGUUCUGACAUUGGAUUUGGAGACAUUCCUGGAGCUGCACAGUUUAGCUUCAAUUAGACGUGUGUUGAUUCUUGCAUUUGAUUUUAUCGCUUUGUGUCUGGAUCUUUUCUAUGAUUAGAAUUAAUUAACUGCUCUGAACAACUUUUUGUUGAAAUCACAUACUCUCUUGAGGUACUUAUUUUAAAAUGAUAUAGUAUGAAUGUCACUUCGGAAGCUCACCGGCAGUAAGUAAUUUCUUUUACUGUCUAUGGUCAUUAGAGUAUAGGCUAAUGUUUGUUUACUCUUCCUACUGUGAAUUCAUUAGAUUAUCCUUCUGUGCUUACUUCUUUUGUCACAUGGGCGGCUAGCCAAGGAACAUAUGUGGUUUCAGGCGCAGCCAACAAACCGAAAUAAAUUAUAAUAUUGAAGUAGAGUAUUGGUAUACUGUUAAUCAGUCACUUUAAUAGCCGAAUAGAACUUUUACGAUGGUUAGUUUUAAUAAAUAGAAUUUUAUUAUGAAAUGUUUAUAUUUUAUUUAUUUCGCAAUAUUUUAAAUGAAGAUAUGUAUUUGCAUAUAUGCCUUUAUUUGAAUGUUUUGAUUUUUGAAGUAGGGCCUAUGUACAGUAAUAGAGCACCACUGUUUUUUUCACUCAUUAUUCCCAUAGGGAUUUUUAAAAGUCUUUUUGGAAGAGUUAGCACCUGCGGGGUGAAUAACAACAUUACAAACAUUUAUUUGAAGCAAAAAACAAAAGUAUUUGAAAAUCUGACCAUUUCUUUUCCGAUUUUCCAAACGUUUUUCUUCAAAAAUUCUGCUGUUAAAUAUGAUAAUUAAAAAAAAAGUCAAGUCUAUAUAGCACUUUUUACAAUA
This is a messenger RNA of Pimephales promelas (fathead minnow), 2176 nucleotides long. Lineage: Eukaryota; Metazoa; Chordata; Actinopteri; Cypriniformes; Leuciscidae. The record is from RefSeq and is a predicted model, not a curated record.